Molecule: messenger RNA, 1486 nt
Organism: Oryza brachyantha (malo sina)
Lineage: Eukaryota; Viridiplantae; Streptophyta; Magnoliopsida; Poales; Poaceae
Product: UDP-xylose transporter 3-like
Exons: 7
Coding region: 79-1143 (354 amino acids)
Cellular component (GO): Golgi apparatus
Molecular function (GO): UDP-xylose transmembrane transporter activity; antiporter activity
Source: RefSeq, a predicted model, not a curated record
GUGCUGCGGUGCGGCGUGGCUCGGGCGCGCGCGGUCGGGAAAAGCUACCCUUGAUCUUCCGCGGUCGCGGCGGCGGGGAUGGGCGUCGGCGGGGAGAAGUUCCAGCUGGGGACGGUGGGGGCGCUGAGCCUCUCCGUGGUCUCCUCCGUCUCCAUUGUCAUCUGCAACAAGGCCCUCAUGAGCUCCCUCGGCUUCACCUUCGCCACUACCUUGACGAGCUGGCAUCUUCUGGUCACAUUCUGCUCCCUCCAUGUAGCAUUAUGGAUGAAGCUCUUUGAGCAUAAGCCUUUUGACUCGAGAACUGUCAUGGGAUUUGGGGUACUCAAUGGCAUCUCCAUUGGCCUCCUCAACUUGAGUCUUGGCUUCAAUUCUGUUGGAUUUUACCAGAUGACAAAGCUGGCUAUCAUCCCAUGCACUGUUAUUUUGGAGACUCUUUUCUUCAGGAAGAAGUUCAGCCGGAGUAUCCAACUGUCCCUUUCUGUGCUCCUCUUUGGUGUUGGCGUUGCAACAGUGACUGAUCUGCAACUCAAUGCUGUGGGAUCCAUAUUGUCCUUGCUGGCAAUCAUUACAACCUGCAUUGCACAAAUUAUGACGAACACUAUCCAAAAGAAGUUCAAGGUUUCUUCAACCCAACUACUAUACCAGUCUUGCCCUUAUCAGUCACUGACCCUCUUCCUUAUUGGUCCAUUCCUUGAUGGAUUUUUGACUAACCAAAAUGUAUUUGCAUUUGACUACACAUCCCAAGUUGUGUUUUUCAUUGUAUUAUCAUGCUUGAUAUCCGUCUCAGUGAACUUCAGCACUUUCCUUGUGAUCGGAAAGACGUCUCCGGUCACUUACCAAGUCCUGGGCCAUCUUAAAACAUGCCUAGUUCUGACCUUUGGUUAUGUUUUGCUUCAUGACCCAUUUAGCUGGAGAAACAUACUUGGCAUCCUAAUUGCAGUAGUUGGAAUGGUCUUGUAUUCAUACUUUUGCACACUGGAGACCCAGCAAAAAAACGUCGAAGUCUCCCCACAACAGGUGAAAGAAAGCGAUUCGGCUCCUUUGAUCUCAGACUCUCUGAGUAAAGUUGAGAACGGAGGUGGAGUGGUUGAUGAUGAGCCUCUGAAGGUACCGAUGUGGAGCUCAAAGUACUCGAGGGCGUGAAAAUAUGUUCCUUUAGACGAUGGCAUUAUACAGGAUUCAAUUUAGUAGGCAGAUAGUAGGGUUGAAAACCAACCCACGUUGUAAUGAGCAUUUCAGUUACAUUUUUGGGUUUAUUUAACAUUACUAUCUAGUAUCUACUAGCAGUAAAAGGGUCUGAAUCUUGGAGGAUUUUACCUUUGAGAUAGCAGAUCUGCCUUGAAACUAGACAACAGAUAUUGUAUGAUUGUAUCUGGAUAUGCUCCACAUCUUUCUCACUGUAACUUCCUAUGGGAACACAGAUCCACAGAUAGACUUCAUUCUUUUGUACCAAAGAUCCAGAGAACUAGACAUCUGCAUGGUUCAA